GCGCGGAGCGGAUGCCUGGCUCGCCGGUCCGCCGGAUGCCCGGGGCCCGAUGCCGCGCCGCCGCAACGCCAGCAGCCUGUUCCCCUUCUUCACGGAGCUGAAGGGCGGCAACGGCGUGGCGCUGACGGUGCUGGAGACGGCGGUGCUGGGCACGGUGCUGGUGCUGGCGGUGGCGGCCAACGGGGCGGCGAUCCGCCUGCUGGUGUCGCGGCGGAAGAGCCCGCUGCGCCUCUCGGGCUGCCUGAUGCUGAACCUCUUCUGCGCGGACCUGCUCUUCGUGAGCGCCAUCCCGCCCAUCGCCGUGGUGCGCUGGACCGAGAGCUGGACGUUGGGCGAGGCGCUCUGCCACCUGCUCUUCUACCUGAUGAGCCUCAGCGGGAGCGUCACCCUCCUCUCCCUGGCCGCCGUCAGCCUGGAGCGCCUGCUCAGCAUCCUCCGCCUCCGCCCCGCCGGGCCCUGCCCCAGGCGCCUCGUCGCCGCCGUCCUGGCCGCCCUCUGGGCCUUCGCCGCCCUCGCCACCCUCCCGCUCUCCCUCUUCUUCACCGUACAGCCCUGCCACACACACGGGAGGGAAGUGUACAUUUGCACCUUGAUGUGGCCCAGCACGGCAGGAGAAAUCUCAUGGGAUGUGUCUUUUGCCGUCGUGGUCUUCCUCGUACCCGGACUUGUGAUUGUAAUAAGUUAUUCAAAGAUUUUACAGAUUGCAAAAGCAUCGCGGAGACGUCUGGAUGCGGGCAUGGCCUACUCUGUGAGUAGCCACAUAAGAAUCUCCCGACAGGACUUCAAGCUGCUACGGACUCUAUUUGUGUUGAUGAUUUCAUUCUUUGUCAUGUGGAGCCCAAUUAUCGUCACCAUACUCCUCAUUUUAGUCCAGGAACUGAAACCAGAGAUGAACAUCGUGCCUACUUUCUUCUUCUGGGUCAUGGCCUUCACAUUUUCCAAUUCAGUGGUGAAUCCAGUUUUAUACAACAUGGCUCAUUUCAAACAUGAGUGGAGGAGAAUCUUUUUCUGUUGCCCAGGAAAUUCUCGGAGAAAGACUGUGACAGACACUACUCUGAGGCACCAUAACAAUGGACAUUGCUCAGUGUCUGCAAUCUCCAGAUAACUAUUUGCAGUGUUUCUGAUAAGGAUGAUCUUACCAGCUUCUUAAAGAUGUGCUAAAAUAUACAUUUCGGAAGACAAGAAGAUUUUGGAAAAUACUGGAUUUUGCAGCCUUUGCACUAACAUCAUGCCAAAUAUUGUAGUACUAAGAAAUCUACUAGUACUGCAAAGAGGACUUUGCUUCUCUUGCUGUAGCAAGAUUAAAGUAUACUGUAGUACAGGCAGUUUUGUUCAGAGCAUGAGUAAGUUUCACAUUUUGCCAUGUACUAAUGAAAAUGACUUUUCUCCCUGCCUCCAGGAUCUUCCAUACAGAGGAUAGCUGCACUUGACGGGAAGCCAUGGCACACCUUCUAGAAAUGCAUAGUUAGGGAGG
This is a messenger RNA of Anolis sagrei ordinatus, 1474 nucleotides long. RefSeq names its product free fatty acid receptor 4 (gene FFAR4). Gene Ontology annotation, cellular component: plasma membrane. NCBI's taxonomy places the organism in Eukaryota, Metazoa, Chordata, Lepidosauria, Squamata, Anolidae. The record is from RefSeq and is a predicted model, not a curated record. Gene Ontology annotation, molecular function: peptide binding; taste receptor activity; G protein-coupled receptor activity. Gene Ontology annotation, biological process: hormone secretion; cellular response to hormone stimulus; G protein-coupled receptor signaling pathway.